AUGGCAAGUGAGAAUAGCACAAUGAUAACUGAAUUCAUCCUCCUUGGUCUGACCCAGUCUCAAAAUAUUCAGCUACUGGUCUUUGUGCUAGUUUUAAUUUUCUACCUCAUCAUCCUGCCUGGAAAUUUCCUCAUCAUUCUCACCAUCAGAUCAGACCCUGGCCUCACAGCGCCCCUCUACUUCUUUCUGGGCAACUUGGCAUUCCUGGAUGCAUCCUACUCCUUCAUUGUGGCGCCCAGGAUGCUGGUGGACUUCCUCUCUGAGAAGAAGGUAAUCUCCUACAGGGGCUGCAUCACUCAGCUCUUUUUCUUGCACUUCCUUGGAGGAGGGGAAGGGUUACUCCUUGUUGUGAUGGCCUUUGACCGCUACAUAGCCAUCUGCCGUCCUUUACACUAUUCAACUGUCAUGAACCCCAGAGCCUGCUAUGCCUUGCUGUUGGCUCUGUGGCUAGGAGGCUUUGUCCACUCCAUCAUUCAGGUGGCCCUCAUCCUCCGCUUGCCCUUCUGUGGCCCAAACCAGCUGGAUAACUUCUUCUGUGAUGUGCCGCAGGUCAUCAAGCUGGCCUGCACAGACAUCUUUGUGGUGGAACUCCUGAUGGUCUUCAACAGUGGCCUGCUCACCCUCCUGUGCUUCCUGGGCCUUCUGGCCUCAUAUGCAGUCAUCAUCUGUAGUGUACUAGUACAUGGGUCCUCCUCUGAGGGGAAGAACAAGGCCCUGUCCACAUGCACCACCCAUAUCAUUGUUAUAUUUCUAAUGUUUGGGCCUGCCAUUUUUAUCUACACUCGCCCCUUCAGAGCCUUCCCAGUUGACAAAGUGGUUUCUCUCUUCCACACUGUGAUCUUCCCUUUGUUGAAUCCUGUGAUUUAUACUCUUCGCAAUCAGGAAAUAAAAGCUUCCAUGAGGAGGUUGCUUAAUUGGCACUUAGCCUGA
Molecule: messenger RNA, 930 nt
Organism: Eptesicus fuscus (big brown bat)
Lineage: Eukaryota; Metazoa; Chordata; Mammalia; Chiroptera; Vespertilionidae
Product: olfactory receptor 4N2
Exons: 1
Coding region: 1-930 (309 amino acids)
Biological process (GO): G protein-coupled receptor signaling pathway
Cellular component (GO): membrane
Molecular function (GO): olfactory receptor activity; G protein-coupled receptor activity
Source: RefSeq, a predicted model, not a curated record